CUAUCAUGUAGCUUUUAAUAUGAGGUACAACAUCACUGCGUGCCAAAUGAAAUCGACAAAUGACAAAACAUGAGAAUUUUUGAUUCGUAUGAAAGUUUGUAUUCCAUUUGGGUUGGAGGUAAUAUGAGUUUUCCACAGCAAUUGGGAAUAUUUUGACUCAAGUGUAAUUUUUCAAUAGGGUGCAUCGAUUUUAGUAAGAGAAAUCUUUGAUAAUUUAUAUCUCAAAAAUGUCGUAUCGAAAUAAAGUCUUAGAAAGAGUUAUAUAGUAUUUAUGUUUAAACGUGAAAAAAAUCACUGAGAAAAAAAUAGUACUCUCAAUAUCUAAAAUAUGUAUUUAAAUUUAUUAUUCAUAAUUCAUAAAUUCAUUCAAAGUCUAUAAGUCGGACAUUAUGGGUUUAAACAUAAUUAACCUGUUUACGUUAUGCCUAGAUUGUACCUCUCAGUCAGGUAUCUUCUGCAUAGUUUGCCGGAUCAGCUAGUAUCUCUGUAUACUAGCUGACCCGGCAAACUUCGACCAGCUCAAAAUUUGUUUUUUUUCCAAAAUAUAUAUUUUUAUAAAGGCUCAUAUGGCGUUAGCCUCACGGGGCCGGGAGUUCAAUACUUUGACAAUUUUUCUUGUUAUCUAUGUUAGUAAUAUGUAACCGAUUACUCGCGGUUGGCUCGAGGUUAGUAUGUGUUUUCGUAAUUGGGAUGUUGCUGUCUCCAAUGCGCUGUACGUGUGCCCGACACGGGAUACUUCCUAUUGGGAUGCAGCUGACCAUUAAUCAGCAACGCCCCCCUAGUCCGUACCUCAUAUCUAGCGUGGUGCGUCUUUCUCGACUCGAGGAAUCCAGGAUAGAAUGGUCACUAGCCGGCGCAAUCAUCAGUUCGUGUAGAGUUGUCAUGAGCGGUACAACCUUUGGCUCUUGUUGAAUGAUCAGUGGACUGCACAACCUUUGGCCCGUGUGUCUGUAAAGAGUGUGUGUAUGUAUUGCCGCGACUAAGCAAAAGUUUAUCGAUCGGAUAGGAGGGAUAUGAAACGGGGACACAACGAAGGAAACAUCAUUAAACGUUGACAUCGGCGUUUCUGAGGAACAGGUAUAGAUGAAGCAGAAGAUCAGGAUCACGGCUACCUAAGACGGGGAUCUCUUUGUUUUUUGUUAUCAAUACCUUCAAACAUUCACGUUUUCUUACUAAGCGCAAGUUCAUGGGUCCAAUCGCAGAACUGUUCAUUGAUUGAUCUUCUAAUCGACCCCGUUGAAUUUACCUUUUACUAAAAAAAAUCCUAGUAUUUCUAUCAAAACUCAUCAUUAUAAUAUCAGAUUAUUUCAGACACAAUUCUCGUUCGAGAUUUUUCAACCACUUGCAAAUAACAUGUUUCUCCGUUACAUGGAAUAAAUGUUUGAUACAGAAAAUAUGAUAGACUAAAGACAGCCCUAAAUCGGACAAUUCCUUCCUCGAGUUCUGCUCGUAUCAACACAUCCGGCGAUCUUUUUUUUUUGAAUAAAUAGAAGAAGAUAUAGGAGUGCGAUUCAUCACAUUAAAAUACAUUUCCAAUUUCGACCAAAGAUCAAUUUCGCUAGCGCAAACAUCAAAUGGACUAACAGCACUUGUAAUUGUAGAACAUAUGGGAAUUUAAUUUUCCGAAUUUUCCCUUUUUCCUUCAGAGUUUUUCGAAAAUUUUCAAUUGUCAUGUUUGGUUGGAGCAUUUUUGGUUGAAAUAUGUGUAAUAUUUUUAUGGGACCCCCUCUCCAUUCCAGAGGAGGGAGGGGUGUCAUACCAUCAUAGAAACAUUUCUCAUACCCAAAAACCCUCACAUCCCAAACUUGGCUCAAUUCGCUUGAUUAGUUUUCGAAUUAUGCAGAAGUUUGUGUUUGUGUGCACCCAUACAUGCAGCGUCAACUCGUUUGGCACCCAUACAUCCAGCUUUGUUUGGAAUCCAAUCUUCUGCAAAUGGUUCCAAACGGUUUUAUGGUCUAUACCCAGUUCUUGGCCAAUCGAGCGAGUGCUCAUAUGCCGGUCUACAUGGAUGAUUUCAACGAUUUUAUCGGUUUCCACGAUGAUUGGCCUACCAGUACGGGGUGUAUCUUCGACAGUCACUACACCAGAACGAAAUCGAUCAAUCGGGUCCAUAAACUACACGAUUUUUUUCGGCCGACUUCGUUGCAGUUUUACCUCGCAGGUAGUAAAAACGUAAAACAUGGUGAAUUUCUUGCUUGGUGGACUCCAUCUUUGACGCGCUAUAACUUAAGACAGAAAAGGACAAUCACAACACUGUCAAAAUGACACUUUUAGCACAGAUUGUCCUCUUUAAAUAACCGUAUUCGCGUUGACAGUGCGACGGUAGUGCCUCCUAGUGUUGGCAGGUGUUGGCUUCUCAUUAGGGGGCAAAACAUAAACAAACCGCCAUCGAAAAUAUACAAAUUUGAUACAGUGAUUACUCAUUGUAAUUCUUUGAUUGUGUCGUCUGCUGGUUUUAGGAAUCUUUAAACAGCUUUCAAACAGCAUAUUACGGUGAAUAACGAAUAUUCUGGCCUCGAAUAUCUGGAGGACUGAGAUUUUAGGGUAAUUUCUUUAAUAAAAUUUUGAAUGAAACUUGAAAAGAAAUGAAGUGCUGUUAUAUUAAACAGUUCUGUCAAUUCAUUGUCUUUCAUAAUAAAGCGAAAAACAUUACGAUACAAUUCAUUUGCAGUGCAGUGCUUCGUGGAGAAAAUGGCCGAGUGGAAGCAAAGUGAACCUUGCAACGAGCCUUGUGAUGAAAAUAUCGGGAUUCAAUCUAUAACACCGCAUUCUAGUAAAGUGGUUUGUAUAGUUCCUGGAUGUCGUACACGGAAUGGCCAAGGAUAUUCAUUCCACAACUUUCCCCCGAAGGCGGAUAGAAAACGGUAUAAGGUUUGGUUGACAAAAUUGCGACUGAAUUAUGAGCCAUCUCUGUCGUCGAAAGCUUGCAGCUUACAUUUUAGCAUUACAAACUUUGUUGUUCCUACUGCGAGAAGGCUUACUGAACGGAUGAUUUUAAAAAGAACAGCCAUACCAGACAUCAACUUACCUAAACCAAUUUGUAACACAGUGAGAGAAAUAGCAGCUAAAAAUCGCGCAGAACGAGCAGCCAGGUGGAAUGAAUUUAAACCAGAUCUGAAUCAUUAUAUGGAGGACAGCCAAAUGUCGAUCUGUGAUGAUACUGAGGACGCAAUAGACAUUAUUACAGCACCGGACUUUGAGCAAGCAGCUGUUAUUACAUCACCGGACUUUGUGCAAGCAGCUGUUAUUACAUCACCGGACUUUGUGGAAGCAGCUGUUCAGGUGGACACGCUUGAUUUGGAUAAACUUUUUAUCGGUCGUCGUAGAACUAUGUCUGUCCACUUUAAAACCGAUUCGGAGUUGAACUCCUGGACAGGGUUAGCUUCCCUCAAAAUGUUGGAUACCAUCGUUGAGGGCUUAUGUUCGUUGGCCGCGUAUAAGAAGCGAUCGCACUCUACCGUUCCUGUAGAAGAGGAAGUGCUUGUAGUGUUUGUGAAAAUGAAAACGAAUAUAUCGUUCUCUUGCAUGAGUGCUCUGUUUAACUUACAUUACCAGACUAUUUCUCAGGUGUUUUACCGGAUAGUUCCAUUGUUGAAGAUGAUGUGCACUCCAUUAGUACCAUGGCCAACACAAGAAGAAGUUAAUCGCAAUAUGCCACACUAUUUCCGACCAUAUUAUACUGACGUUAUCGCUGUACUCGAUUGCACUGAAAUGCCAAUUAAAAAACCAAAAUGUCUCCACUGCAGGAUCAACGCAUAUUCGCAUUAUAAAGGACGUGAGACUGCGAAGUACUUGAUUGCAGUUACUCCAGGAGGAACAAUAUGCUAUAUAAGUCAUGGAUAUGGCGGGAAGGCUUCGGAUAAGCAAAUAGUUACUGCGGAAAAAUUGCUCGAAAAAUUUAAAAUUGGUGAAGCAGUGAUGACCGAUAAAGGUUCCAGCAUAGAUACUGAAUGUAAAGCCCUCGGAGUGAAGCUUGUGCGACCACCAUUUCUAACGGCUCCUCGAUAUCAGCUGAGUACAAUGGAUGCUCGUGUAAAUGUUUCUAUAGCCGCGUCAAGAGUACAUGUGGAACGAGCUAUACAACGCAUAAAAAUUUUCGAAAUAUUCAACAACAAAAUCGAUACACGUUUUCUUCCUAUAUUGGAUGAUUUAAUAUACAUUGCCUGUGGAAUUGUCAAUAUUUCGAAGCCAAUUCUGUCAAACGAACGAUUUUAGAAUUAGAAUUUUUUAUUAAUAAUACUUUAGAAUACAUAUAUUAAACAGACGAAUAUAGAUAUUUCAAAAAAAAAAAACAUUAAAAUAAACCUCCUUCAGCACUGCUACCAUCGUUCUAACAUAAUCUGGAUCGAAUUGAACUUCCUGAACAUAGCAUUUAUCAUCAUAUUCUGAAUAGAUUAUAAAAUCUGCUACUCUACAUUUUGUUAUGAACAUAGUUAGUUGCAACUGUGCGUAAUAUUGAUGAUUUUUUUUCAAAACAUUUAAUCUUGUAAAAUAGGGAAGAAAAUCAAUUAAAUCACUCAAUGAUUUAUUUUCCCUUUCUUUUGGACACUUAAUUUCUAUUAUUCUCCCUUCGUUUAUAACAAUUCCGUCAGGAGAACAUCCCAGCCAUGAAAUAUGUGGGGGUAUUACGAAACCACAACUCCAAACGUUUUUUCUGUAGUCUCGCUCAUAUGCUGUUAUGGCUUUUGAUUCGCAUCGGAUCCCAUGUACGAUUGCUGGUGUUGAAAGAUGUUUCGGUGUCACCAUACUCAGGAUUUUACUUUUCCAAUUUUUGUUCUUGUCGGGUUGAUUUGUGUAGUAUGUAUACACAGAGUAUGCACUGGAUGAAGUGAUGCGCCGGCUUCGUUCUUUUUUCCAUUGCGAUGAUACUCUUUGUUCUAUAGUUCUUGUACAUAUUUUCAAAGACUCGUAUUCCGAUACUUUCACAUUAAUUUCGAAAUGAAGUUGCAGAUCCUUUUCUAACGGACCUAUAAAUUCCAUUAUUUCACGAUCGAUCAUCGUGAAGUUAUCAGGAUGAAACGAUCUUCUCAGGAAGGAUUUAAGUAGACUGCAAGUCAUAUUUUCUUCAAUAGAAAUUAACGAAUCAAUGGAUUCUGUAGAAUGACUUUGCACAUCUAUAUCGAGAAGUGUAUUCAGAACAUCAGAUUCAUCAUUUUUGUCAAUAUUUUUCAUUUCUCGUCCUUUCUUUUCGUAUGCCAGACCGCUUUCAGGGAAUCCUAAUAAUUAAUAAUUAAAAUUUUAUUUUAAAAAAUCGAUCAAUAAAUUGGAAGCAAACCUUUCACGAAAAGCUGAAGAAUGUUGGUACCCUCAUCGUGAGUCAAACCCGCCGGCGAGGCAGCUUCAGUCGUAUCUUUUGUAUUCGUCAUUUUUUUGCAGAAUGCGGUCAAUGGUGUUGUCUUGUACAUAUCGUCAGCAACUUUUUCUGCAAUUUUACCCCACUUUUGUUGCAAAUCUGUUACUGUAAGCAAUGGAAC
Toxorhynchites rutilus septentrionalis is the source of this 5474-nucleotide messenger RNA. RefSeq lists its product as uncharacterized. The record is from RefSeq and is a predicted model, not a curated record. The transcript has 2 exons. Bases 2692 to 4215 code for a protein of 507 amino acids. Lineage: Eukaryota; Metazoa; Arthropoda; Insecta; Diptera; Culicidae.